UUUGUUUAGGUCUUUAGGGUGCUGGUAUGAAGGUUACUUUCUUACUUUCUAGCAUUUGCUACUGGUUUGGUAAUCGUGUUUUUUCCAGUAAUGAAUAUUUAUAUUGGUAGUGAUGUCUCCCUCCAUUGUUCUUUUUACAAAGUUCUUUGUGUUUCACUCUUUAGUAUCACUUGUAUCAUCAACUUUUUUGUAAUAUGUUUUGGUACAAGAGACAUGUCAAGCUCUAUUGCAUAGUUUGGACUCUGAUGUUAUUUUGGGGACUUGGAUCCUAGAAACCUUAAAGUGCAGUGUUUAUGUAUUCUGUCCUCCAUCCGAGGCCUGGUGAAGUGAAGUACAUCGCCCCUUCUUUGUCUUGAAUUUACUUGUAGCUUAGUAUAUAGCUUAGAAGAUGUAUUUGAUUUUCCUAAAAAAUAGAAACAACUAUCUUUAACAACUUUCCUAUACAAUAGGAAAUAAUAUUACUAACUUUCCAACAUUCCCUCUCAAGUUGAGCUAUGGGAUCUUCAACACCCAACUUGAAUAUAACAUCUUCAAACAUUUUAGUUGAUAUUGCUCUAGUUAGAAUAUCAACUAGUUGAUUUUUUGAAUGUACAAACGGAAGACUUAUUACUUUUGCAUCCAAGUUGUCCUUUGAAGUGUAUCAAUUUCCACAUGUUUAGUUUGAUCAUGUUGAAUUGGAUUCUCAGAAAGACCAAUAGCUGCCUUAUUAUCACAAUAUAACUUACAACUUUUCCUCGUGUAAAACCAUGUUUAGAUAGCAAUUUUUUGAGCCACAAAACUUUAAUAAUGCCUUUUGCAAAUCCCCUGAACUCUACUUCAACACUUAUAGCUACUAGUUAUUGUUUCUUGCUUCUCUAGUUUAUCAAAUUUCCUCCAUCUUAAGUAAAAUGUAUUGAAGUAGACUUUCUACUGUCCCCAUCUGCUCCCAAGUAUGCACCAAUAAAGUCAUAAAGAUCUAAAUGACCAUUUUGCUCUAAACAUAACCCAACUAAGUGUUUUCUUUAAAUAAUUCAACAUCAUGCGAACAACUUUCAAGUGUUGACUUUGAGGAUUGUGCAUAAACCUACUCACAACUCCUAUUGGUUUGCAAUCUAUCAUUCCAACUUUUGUCAAGAAAUCAGAAUAAACUUCCUUUGAGAAAUAUUUUCCCUUUAACAAUUUUAUUUCUGCAAGGAAAUAUCAUCCCAACCUCUAUUUUCAAGAAAUAUUUAAGUCUCCGAAGAUCCUUUAUUUUUGAAUUCUUGGAAUAAUUUUCCCUUUAGCAAUUUUAUUUCUGCCUUUUCAUUCCCAUUAUUAAUCAUAUCAUCAACAAAAAUAAUAAGACAAUUGAUUAAUUCUCGUUUUUUUAAAAGAACUAGUUAUGAUCGCUAUUACUGUGUUGAUAUCCUAAUUUUUUCAUUUCUAAAGUUAAUCUCUCAAACUUGGCUCUUAGAGAUUUUUUUAAGCGAUAUAAAUCCUUUCUUAAUUUGCAUCCUUCAACGUAGUGAAGUCUUUUGAAAAACUAGGAAUAGCAUUCAUAUAAACUAUUUCAGUGAUUUUACCUUGUAGAAAAACAUUUUUGACAUCAAAUUAAUGUAGAGACCAUUCUUUAUUAGUUGCAACCGAGAAUAAAUCUCUAAUAGUAUCAAUCUUUACUACUGGUGAGAAGGUUUCUGCAUAAUAUAUUCCAUAUGUAUGAGUAUAACCUUUAGCCACAAGUCGUACUUUAUACCUCUUAUUCUUCCUAUCACCCUUAUAUCUUAUUGUAAAAACCCAUUUGCAACCUAUAGUUUUAUUUUCUUUAGGAAGAUUACAUUUUUUCCUAGUAUUUUUUCUUUUUAAAGCGACGAUCUCAUCCUUCAUAACUUUCGUCUAGUGCUUACUCUUAAGUUCUUCAACUGAGGUACAUAUCUUCUCUUAAUAUAAUGCAGCAUUGUAAGCCAUUGCCAUUUGAGAUAAGCGCCCUUUAAUUAUUUUAUUAAUUGGGUAUCUCGAUCUUUGUGCCUCAUAUUCAAGAUCAUAUCCUUGAGGAGGAAUCCCUUUAGUGCUUCCAGAUAAUAUGUAUCAUUCUGUUUCAAGAUUAAAAGUAUUCUGUUCUAUAUCAAUAUUACGCCUGUUUUCAAUAUUUUCAAGUUCAAUACUAAGAUUAUUAUUAGAAGUAUGUACCUCUUUUGUAUCUUUUGUAGUUAUGUUUGAUCCUUGGACAAGAUUUUGAGGAAGUGAUUGAUUAGACUGUCGAAUGGGCUCAGUAGCUCGCCAAUGUGUUCUUUUGGAUUAGGCUUCAGUAUAGGAUAUGUUAGCCAAUUUCGAUCGUCCAAGAUACUCUCCUCCUCACAUCUAAGGUGGUGGGAAAAUAUUCACUUUUUUUUAUGCUAUCAUUUAAUUUUGUUUGUGCUCGUCUUGACAUCAAUGUAUAAUGAUUUAUAGCUUGAACAAUGAUUUCAUCGUCUCCUGCUUACCCUUUGGAUCCUGUAAGAGAAUAUAGUCAACUCAAUUAUGUUAGCUUACGACUUUAUGUGCUUAUGUAGCAUUUAUCUAACUUUUAUAUUGUAAUAAUUUGAAUUUCAUGUUGUUUCAAGUAUUAAAUAUGUUUUAAAAUUGAUUUUGGAGCCUUUUAUUAAAAUUGUGCGUCUAACAUACGAAAGGCUUGCGCCUUCGCCUUGUGCCUUGCGCCUUGCGCCUUAACUCCGGUUAUCUUCUCGCCAUGAAUUUGUUGGUUUUCCAACUCUUCCUUUUGCGAUAAGGCCACUUAUAAUUCUCGAGGAUUCAGAUUAGAUGAGAGUUUUUCAAAUCUCAUGAUGCACUGGCAUGAGAUCUCCCUUCUAAUGGUUGCAUAAGCAUCUUUUUAUUGGAAAAGGGUCUAAAUUGAGUAAAUUCCUCCUGUCUUUCCAAAGAUUCAUCAAGACCGGCUAAAAAUUGGUUUAGUCGAACUUGUUGAUUUAGGUGGUUAUGAAUUGUCUUAGCUUCUAGACAUUGCAUUGGGUUAGGCAAUCUUUGAUCAAUUUCUUUCCUUAUUGUGAGCGAGUUUGCUGAAAUAAAUCUCAAAUUGGUCUUUGUCUUGUUUUAUUUUGAUUGCUUUGACUGUUAGGUCAAAGAUCCGCAAACCGCCUCUCCAUCUCUACCACUGCUGAAUAUUGCCUCUAUUUCUUUCUAUCUUAUGGGAUAAUCAAGAAACUGAUUUACCGCAGAAUCUAUGUUCUCAAUUAUCCAGAAGAUUACAAUGGAAUCUUGCUGAUCCCAUUUCGUGUAUUCAUGAUCUUCAAUCAAUGGCGGGAAGGCGAUGAUACGGUGGAGCCUUCCUCGUCUACUAAUAAUUUCCUUUGUUACAUUUUUCUAUCAUGGUGUGGUGGUGUUUCAAAGAGAGCUUAACUUUUUUGCUAGAUGUAGUAUUUGCAAUAUGCAUAAACAUAUUUAGAAUGAGGAUAACUUCCUGUAAUAGGAUGGACAAUCAACUGGAGAAUCCUCUACUGUUCCAUGAUCUUGAGGAAGGGCACCUUAGCAAUUCUGAAACAUUACAAACUAUUUGGACGCUUCUGACAUUCAAUAGCAUCAAGUCAAUAAUGGAUAAAGGAGCCACAAAGCAACUUGACUUUGAGGAUCUGCUUAAUUUGCCGUUGGAUAUGGAUCCUUCUUCCUGCCAUGCUUUAAUGCUGACUAGUUGGCGAGCCCAGCAGUCAGAAAAUUGCUCCAACCCAUCAUUCUUUAAGGCCAUUUGUUCUGCAUAUGGGUGGUCGUAUUUCCGCCUUGGCCUGCUAAAGGUGUUCAAUGACUGCAUGGGCUUUGCAGGACCGUUGCUUCUGAAUAAGUUGAUCCAGUUUCUUCAAAAAGGUUCUGGAGGAAUGGACGGCUUUCUUUUUGCAGUGUCUUUGGGCUUAACAUCUGUUCUAAAAUCAGUUCUUGAUACACAAUACACAUAUCACCUUUCUGUUUUGAAGUUAAAGCUUCGGGCUGGUAUCAUGACCAUCAUUUAUCAAAAGUGCCUGUCCAUCAGUCUAGUAGAGAAGGAAAAGUUCUCUGAAGGAGAAAUCCAGACUUUUAUGUCAGUGGAUGCUGAUCGAACUAUUAACCUGUGCAACAGUUUCCAUGAUGUAUGGAGUUUGCCUUUACAAAUUGGGAUUGCACUCUAUCUUCUAUACACUCAAGUUAGCUUUGCUUUUGUAGCCGGCGUCACUAUUACGAUUUUGCUGAUACCAGUGAAUAAAUGGAUUGCCAAAUUGAUAGCUAAUGCCACUGAAAAAAUGAUGAAGCAAAAAGAUGAGAGGAUUAGGAGGACAGGUGAACUUCUGACUUAUAUUCGCACUAUAAAAAUGUAUUGCUGGGAAAUUCUCUUCACCAACUGGGUGAUGGAGACAAGAUGUUCGGAAGUUGCAAACUUAUCUACGCGGAAGUAUCUUGAUGCUUGGUGUGUAUUCUUCUGGGCUACAACUCCUACUCUUUUCUCAUUGUGUACUUUUGGACUCUACACUUUAUUGGGGCAUCAGCUUGAUGCUGCUACGGUUUUCACUUGUGUGGCUCUGUUCAAUAAUUUGAUUUCUCCUCUGAAUUCAUUUCCCUGGGUGAUCAAUGGAUUGGUUGAUGCCAUUAUAUCUACAGGGAGGUUGAGCAGGUUUCUUGCUUGCCCGGAAUAUAUUCCUAACCGAGGAAAAGAUUCCUUUUUUGUUCCAGCUGGUUUGAGUGUCCAGAUUAAUGACACUUUAGAAGAUAAUGCUAUCACCUUUCAUGAUGCGUUAUUUUCGUGGUCAAAUGGAAGUGAUGGUAAAAACAAUUUCAGUCUGGAUGUAGUGAAUCUUUGCUUUCCAAAAGGUUCUUUUGUAGUGGUCAUUGGAGAGGUUGGCUCGGGCAAAUCAUCCCUAUUAAAUUCAGUGCUGGGAGAGAUGAAUAUCAUUAAUGGAUGGAUCCUUAAAAAUGGUUCUACUGCCUAUGUGCCACAGGUGCCUUGGAUUUUUUCUAAUACUCUUCGAGAGAACAUACUCUUAGGAAAGGAACAUAUUCUAGAUAGAUAUGUAGAUGUGCUUCGAGCUUGUGCUCUUGAUGUUGAUAUUUCAGUUAUGUCGGGUGGUGAUAUGGUUUACUUGGGAGACAAGGGAUCUGCUUUAUCUGGUGGACAGAGGGUUCGUGUUGCUUUGGCAAGGGCCAUCUAUCAUAUGCCAGAUAUAUUGUUGCUUGAUGAUGUCUUAAGUGCAGUUGAUGCCCAAGUUGCUCGAUGUAUAGUAGAUAAUGUCAUCCAUGGUCCUCUUAUGAGCCAGAAGACACGUGUUCUCUGUACCCAUAAUAUUCAGGCCAUAUUAUCAGCAGAUAUAGUGGUGCUUAUGAGUAAAGGCUGUGUAAAGUUGGUAGGAAGCCCAGCUGAUUUAUCAUCUUGUUCGGAAUAUUCUGCACAUACAGCACUGAGUCCAUUGCUGGUUCUUAAUCAAGUAAAAAGUGUAGAGUCUUGUCUUGAAACCGAAAGUAGCUCGUGCGAGGAGAAAGAAUGUAUUCAAAUAUUUGAAGAGACGGAGGAGACAAUUGAACUUGAGGAAAGGAAAGAAGGCAAAGUUGAGCUGUCUGUAUACAGAGAAUAUGCUGUUUUUUCUGGCUGGUUUCUUGCUUCUCUGAUUCUGAUCUCUGCUGUUAUGAUGCAAACUUCACGUAAUGGGAAUGAUCUCUGGUUAUCAUAUUGGGUUGAUACAACAAGUGGAAGUGACAAAAUGCAUUAUUCGCUAACCUUUUAUUUGGCUAUACUGAGCAUUUUUUGUCUAUUGAACUCUGUCUUGACUCUAGUGAGAGCUUUUUCGUUCGCAUUUGGUGGUUUACGAGCAGCAACGCGGAUCCAUGAUUCACUGCUUUUUAAGCUUGUCCAUUCACCCGUGCUUUUCUUUGAUCGAACACCACGGGGAAGGAUUAUUAAUAGGUUGUCUUCAGAUCUUUAUACAAUAGACGAUUCUCUUCCAUUCAUCCUAAACAUUCUCCUUGCAAAUUUUGUCGGGCUCUUGGGGGUUGCAAUAGUCUUGUCAUAUGUACAGAUUGUUAUACUGCUUCUUCUGUUGCCCUUUUGGUAUAUCUACAAGAAGUUGCAGUUUUAUUACAGAUCAACGUCACGUGAGUUGCGCAGGCUAGAUAGUGUUUCUCGUUCCCCAAUAUAUACAUCAUUCACAGAGACAAUGGAUGGAUCAUGUACAAUACGAGCAUUCAAGUCAGAGGAUUUCUUCUUCGUGAAAUUCACCAGUUAUGUAGCCAUGUAUCAGAAAACCUCAUAUACUGAAAUAACAGCUAGUUUGUGGCUUUCCCUGCGACUCCAGUUGUUGGCAGCUUUUCUCAUCUCAUUUAUAGCGCUCAUGGCUAUAAUUGGUACCUUUGGUGAAUUUCCUGUUGGUCUGGGCACACCUGGACUGGUAGGCUUGGCAUUAUCUUAUGCUGCCCCAAUUGUUUCUUUACUGGGAAGCUUUUUAUCUAGCUUCACUGAGACAGAGAAGGAAAUGGUUGCUGUUGAAAGAGUUCUGCAGUACAUGGAUAUUCCUCAAGAAGAUUCCUGUGGAGCUCUAGCCAUACCCAAAGAUUGGCCUUCUCAAGGACAGAUUGAAUUUCAGAAUGUGGUUCUCAGAUAUUUACCUUCACUUCCUCCAGCAUUGUGCAACAUAUCUUUUACCAUUACAGGAGGGUCUCAGGUUGGAAUCAUUGGAAGAACUGGUGCUGGAAAAUCUAGUAUUUUGAAUGCCCUUUUCCGUCUGAGCCCAAUAUGUGAAGGUUGCAUAGUUGUUGAUGGUGUAAAUAUAAUUCUGGUUUCCGCAAGAGAUCUUCGCUCAAGAUUUGCUGUUGUUCCUCAAAGUCCUUUCUUAUUUCAAGGAUCGGUGAGAGAAAAUUUAGAUCCUUUCCAGGUGAAUAAUGAUGUGAAGCUCUGGGAAGUUCUGGAGAAAUGCCACCUGAAGGAAGAGAUUGAAGCAUUGGGCGGGCUGGAUAUUCAAAUAAAGGAUUCUGAAGCUUCAUUCUCUGUUGGCCAACGACAACUGCUUUGCCUUGCAAGAGCAUUUUUGAAGUCUUCAAAGGUGUUGUGCUUGGAUGAAUGCACAGCUAAUAUUGAUAUUCCAACAGCUUCAAUACUACAAGACGUCAUAUCCAGUGAAUGCCAAGGACUGACUGUUAUCACUAUUGCUCACCGCAUUUCAACUGUGCUGAACAUGGAUAAUAUUUUAGUUCUUGAAAAAGGAAGUCUGGUCGAACAAGGAAAUCCACAGAUUCUGCUUCAAGAUGACCUCUCAAAAUUUGCAGGCUUCACAAGAGCUACAUUAAUGUAGAAAACUAGUGAUGGAACCAAACUACCAAUACUGUGGACAGGUUGAAUAUUCGCCGUUGUCAGCUAAUUAGUAACUAGACGCAGCUUAUUACCUUUGCUAAUUUGGGGAUCGAGCAUUUUGCACUUGGUUCUUGCUGAUCCUGUAAACUACGUAUUGCUCUAGUUUGAGAUGUGUACAAGUUGAUAGAUUUCCUAAUCAGCUUAAAUGACUUUGUGGAUGUAUAGAAGUGGCCAUUACACCUCUGUAGUAUGUAUAUUUCCAUAUUUCUUCUGUUCUGUAGUGAAGUAUUUUUUUUAUUAAUUUAGUUGUAAUUUUGAUGAUUUCUAGCUUCUAAUGAACAUUUGGCAUUUGUACUAACAGUGAGUCAUUAAUAUCCCAGUUAAGAGCACUUAUUAGUUGUGUUCAUCGAAUAAA
This is a messenger RNA of Amaranthus tricolor (Joseph's coat), 7664 nucleotides long. RefSeq names its product ABC transporter C family member 13. Gene Ontology annotation, biological process: transmembrane transport. Bases 3318 to 7250 code for a protein of 1310 amino acids. Gene Ontology annotation, cellular component: membrane. The transcript has 32 exons. NCBI's taxonomy places the organism in Eukaryota, Viridiplantae, Streptophyta, Magnoliopsida, Caryophyllales, Amaranthaceae. Gene Ontology annotation, molecular function: ABC-type transporter activity; ATP hydrolysis activity; ATP binding. The record is from RefSeq and is a predicted model, not a curated record.